AUGUCUGAUGAUGCGGAUUUUAACAAUUAUGCGCCAUACGAAUUUAGGACUGAAUUCAUGCAUUAUGUUAGAAUGAAUGACACUAUCAAAGCCAAAGUUUCUCAAAUUGAAAUCCAUACGGGAAUUCGAUAUGCCAUUAAAUGCGAGAACAUGGAGGUGUUGAUAACAUUAAUGGACUACAUUACUGAUCCGAACUCCGAUUCGGGUUAUCCUAUCCCACUUUUGCACUUGCCCAUUUAUUACGCGAAUUUAACCAUUUUGAAAAUUUUACUUGAUUCCGGACUGAAUACCAAUGUUCGCGAUAGAGAGGGUUACACAGCCCUAAUGAUUGCUGCCAAAUAUGGACUUUUUGACUUCGUACAUACACUCAUGUAUGCUGGCGCAGAUCCGGAACUAUAUCGAGAAGGAUCUAUGAAUGCCUUGUCUUUGGCUGCAUCAAACGAACACUAUUCCAUCGUACACUAUCUGACUGGAGGUUAA
Messenger RNA from Rodentolepis nana, 480 nucleotides. Lineage: Eukaryota; Metazoa; Platyhelminthes; Cestoda; Cyclophyllidea; Hymenolepididae. The record is from the annotation of a GenBank genome assembly.